AUGGCUGGAUGGUCGAUGGUAGCAGACGAAGAAGAAGCCGUCGAUUUCUACAAAACUCCGAAGAAUCUCGAAUCGAAUAAGUCUCCAGAAGGCGUAAACUACCCAGAUUCUAAAGGUUCUGGGUUUGAAAAGAAGAUUAAGGAACUCGUCUCUUUGUUCAGAUCCUUACUCGAAUCAUUCCUCGACGAGUUUUGUUCAUCGGAAAGUUUCCGACCUCUUCCUCCGAUGACCGGGGACGGUAGACCUGUUUAUUUGUUCAACCUUUUUCUCAACGUUAGUCAUAGAGGAGGUUUCGAUGCUGUUUCUGAGAAUGGGUCUUGGGAUGAAGUUGCGCAAGAGUCUGGAUUAGGGUUUAAUAACUCAGCAUCUGCGAAAUUGAUCUAUGUUAAGUAUCUUGAUGCACUUGCUAGAUGGUUGAACAGAGUUAUUGCAGGUGAUAACGAUGGUACUAGUGUGGAGUUGUCUGGAAUCUCUGAUGAUUUGAAGGAUAGGCUUAAAGAUUUUCUAUCUGAAGUGAAAAGGAAAUAUGAGCUUAGGAAAGGUAAAGCUUCAAAGGAGGAGUUAGGAGCAGAGCUUAAAUGGUUUAUAACAAAGAUGAAGAGAAGAUAUGAUAAGUAUCAGAUUGGUAAAGAGUCUAUGUCUACUGAUGCUGUGAAAGCGAUUCAGGGAUCGAAAAUGAUUGAUAAGAAACUGUUGAUCGUUGAUUCGGGUUACCAGGAUUGCUCUUCGGUGUCUUCGCCUGGAAAGAGAAAACGGGAAUGUCCUUUAGAGACAUUGAAAUGGUUAAGCAAUGUUGCUAAGGAUCCAUUUGACACAUCUAUUGGUUCUUUGCCGGAUAGAUCAAAGUGGGAAUCCUAUGGAAGUGAAGAGCCAUGGAGACAACUUCUUCUGUUUAGGGCCUCGAGAAUAAAAACUGAUUCAGCUACUGAAAAGAUCUGGCAGAAACUCCAGAGGAUGCACCCAUCCUUGUAUGAUGAUAGUGGUGGACCUAGUUACAAUCUAAGAGAGAGACUGAGUUUUGAUGCUAGUCAGAGUAAUGAGAAGAAACCUGGGAAAGGCAAGACAUCUUCUGGGAAUGGCUCAGGUUCAGACAGUUCAGAUGAGGAGGAUAGACCGUGUCCUCUGAUUGGGUCAGAGUUUCAAGCUGAAGUACCCGAGUGGACUGACAUAAACUCUGAAAGCGAUACAAAGUGGUUGGGCACUCGAAUCUGGCCACUGAGCAAUGAACAAAACAAGAAAAAUCUUCUUAUUGAAAGAGAUCCUAUUGGAAAAGGACGACAAGAUCCUUGUGGCUGCCAAAAUCCAGGUUCUGUUGAAUGUGUUAGAUUUCAUAUCGCUACAAAACAAGAGAAACUGAAACUUGAACUUGGUCCAGCUUUCUACAUGUGGUGUUUCGAUAUUAUGGGUGAAGGUGUUCUGCAGUAUUGGACAGACUUAGAACUGAAGAAGGUGAAGUCUUUGAUGACUUCUCCACCUACACUAAGCCCAUCUUUCUUCGAUCAGAUCAAGAGGAUACUAACUUCAAAGAGCAGAGGAAAGAUUGUGAGCUACUUCUACAACGUGACCCUUCUGCAGUUCAGAGCAAAUCAGAGUAGAACCACUCCUCAUGAGAUAGACAGUGAUACUGAUCAACUCUACAACAUUGCAACAGAGAAUGAAGAUCCAUCCCCAGAAGCAAACACAUCUCAGAAACCCGUCCUGCUUUCGCCUAAGAAGAAAAGACGUCGAUAG
Arabis nemorensis is the source of this 1731-nucleotide messenger RNA. The record is from the annotation of a GenBank genome assembly. NCBI's taxonomy places the organism in Eukaryota, Viridiplantae, Streptophyta, Magnoliopsida, Brassicales, Brassicaceae.